This is a messenger RNA of Synchiropus splendidus (mandarinfish), 3199 nucleotides long. It is a transcript of the gene cwc22, whose product is annotated as CWC22 spliceosome associated protein homolog. Gene Ontology annotation, biological process: mRNA splicing, via spliceosome. Gene Ontology annotation, cellular component: catalytic step 2 spliceosome. Lineage: Eukaryota; Metazoa; Chordata; Actinopteri; Syngnathiformes; Callionymidae. The record is from RefSeq and is a predicted model, not a curated record. The transcript is spliced from 20 exons. Bases 119 to 3082 code for a protein of 987 amino acids. Gene Ontology annotation, molecular function: protein binding; RNA binding.
ACCUUAACCUGGAAAUACAAAGAUUUACCAGGCUAUUUCCGCAAUAGCGAAGUUAGCUGAACAAAGAUUUACCGGGUGUCUCAAAGCAAAGCAAAGCAAAACAGGAAGAUAACGUGAUAUGGAUUCUCCCAAUCACAGUUUCGGCCCUAGUGGCAGUGAACGUGCAGGUGGGGAUGAGGGUGACUGCACUCCAGCAGCUGACAAGACCAAGCCUGAAUGCACUGAAAGAAGCCCUUCAAAUGACUCCAGCUCCUCAGAUAGUCCUGUGUCUAACGCUUCGGACAGCAGCAGCAGCAGCAGCAGUGAUGAUGACAGUACACAUGACGGAGCACUGAGGAAGAUCCGGAGCAGUGUGGCUCAUGUCAGAAGACCAACGCCAGGUGAUGGGAAUAGAUCCAGGUCUGCAUCCAGGGAACGAGAUACGUCUCCUGCAAGAGACAAAGAGAGUUCUCAAUCUCCAGAACAAAGCAAAGGUCCAAAUAAGAUGGACAAAUCAGAAGAGCAGACAUCUGUUGGAAGGGAUGGAUCUAGAUCAGAAGACAGGGACAGAUCCAGAUCAAAAGAAGGGGACGGUUUGAGAUUAAAAGACCGAUCAAAGUCCAAAGAAAGGGACCGACCAAGGUCCAGAGAAAGAAACCGUCCCAGGAGACGAUCCAGAUCUAGGUCUAGAUCCAGAUCCAGAUCCAGAUCUAGAUCCCGUUCCAGAUCCCGAUCCAGGGAACGAAUUACUUCCAGGACACGAGACAGGUCUGUGGAAAGAGACAGGAACUGGCACCGUGAUGACAGAGGACGUUACUCAAGCAGAGCCUACUAUGCUGAGCGUUAUGAACGGCCCUCAAAUCGAGAUGCAGAUUGGGAGCACAGGAAGCGGACAAACCUGACCACCAGAGAUGCAGACAAGGUGGAUGAGCCCCAAGUCAAGAAGAAGAAGGAAGAACUGGAUCCCAUCCUUACAAGGACAGGUGGUGCUUACAUCCCCCCUGCAAAGCUGCGCAUGAUGCAGCAGGAGAUCACGGACAAGAGCAGCCUGGCAUUUCAAAGGAUGAGCUGGGAGGCUCUGAAGAAGUCCAUCAAUGGUCUUAUUAACAAGGUUAACGUGUCGAACAUUGUCAUGAUCAUCCAGGAGCUACUGCAGGAGAAUAUCGUCAGGGGCAGAGGUCUGUUGGCACGCUCAGUCCUGCAAGCUCAGUCUGCAUCACCAAUCUUCACCCACGUGUAUUCAGCUGUUGUCUCCAUCAUCAACUCCAAGUUCCCUCAAAUCGGAGAGCUGAUCCUCAAACGCCUCAUCCUGUCCUUCAGAAAGGGUUACCGCCGCAACUUGAAGCAACAGUGCCUGACCUCCUCCAAGUUUGUUGCUCACCUCAUAAACCAGAACGUGGCUCAUGAGGUUUUGUGUCUUGAGAUGCUCACUCUGCUCCUGGAGCGACCCACAGAUGACAGUGUGGAGGUGGCCAUCUCUUUUCUGAAAGAGUGUGGGCUCAAACUGACGGAGGUCUCACCCAGAGGAAUUAACGCCAUAUUUGAGCGUCUCAGGAACGUCUUGCACGAGUCGGCCAUUGAUAAGAGGGUUCAAUACAUGAUCGAGGUGAUGUUUGCCAUCAGGAAGGAUGGCUUUAAAGAUCACCCCAUCAUCCCAGAUGGCUUGGACCUGGUGGAUGAGGACGACCAGUUCACACACAUGCUUCCACUGGAAGACGAGUACGACACAGAGGACAUUCUCAAUGUAUUCAAGAUGGACCCAGACUUCCUGGAAAAUGAGGAGAAAUACAAAACGAUUAAACGAGACAUCCUGGAUGAGGGCAGCAGCGACUCGGGUGAUGAUGGGGAUGACAGUGAUGAUGAAGACGAAGAAGAUGCAGAAGAGAAAGAGGAAGGAGAAGGAGAAGAUGAGAAAGUCACCAUCUUCGACAAGACUGAGGUCAACCUGGUGGCUUUUCGAAGAACCAUAUACCUGGCCAUUCAGUCAAGUUUGGAUUUUGAGGAGUGUGCUCACAAGCUGAUCAAGAUGGAUUUUCCUGAGAGCCAAACGAAGGAGCUUUGCAACAUGAUUUUGGACUGCUGCGCUCAACAGAGGACCUAUGAGAAGUUCUUUGGACUGUUGGCUGGGCGCUUCUGUCUGCUGAAGAAGGAGUACAUGGAGAGUUUUGAAGCCAUCUUUGCAGAGCAGUAUGAGACAAUUCACCGCCUGGAGACCAACAAGCUCAGGAAUGUGGCCAGAAUGUUUGCCCACCUCCUCUACACAGACUCAGUUCCUUGGAGUGUGUUGGAGUGUAUCAGGAUUAGCGAGGAGACGACAACUUCAUCCAGUCGGAUCUUUGUGAAGAUUCUUUUCCAAGAGCUUUGUGCUUAUAUGGGCCUCCCCAAGCUAAAUCAGAGACUCAAAGAUAUGACCCUGCAGCCAUUCUUUGAGGGUUUGUUUCCUCGUGAUAAUCCCAGGAACACUCGCUUUGCCAUCAACUUCUUUACCUCCAUUGGACUCGGAGGACUGACGGACGAGUUACGAGACCAUUUGAAGAAUGCUCCGAAGAUGAUCAUGACCCAGAACCACAAUGUGGAGUCGUCCGAUUCAUCCUCCUCCUCCUCUUCCUCUUCCUCAUCAUCCUCCUCUUCAUCCGACUCCUCCAGUGACUCAGACUCCUCAGAAUCCUCAAGCUCCAGCAGCAGUUCAGAUUCAAACAGCCGACACAAGAAGAAGAAAAACAGAGGACAGCGUGACGUGAAAAAGAAGGACAAGAAGAAGAGUGGAAGCAAGAAUCGAGCCACACGCAAAGCUGACAGCGAAGAGAUUCAUGGGAGGAAGGAUGGUAAAGAGCAGCGACGGGAAGAGGCGGCCAAAAGACAUAAAGUGGAGGCCAAAGGUCAUCACAGAGGCAAAGAGAGGGACGAAGAGAGGGAUGGUGAUAGAAGGAUCAGAGACAGGCGUCCGGAUCGGGAUGGAGAGGAGAGGGAUGGUGAGAGGAGGGACCGCAAUGAAAAGAUGGAAAGGCAACGUGAGAGAGAUGGAGACGGGCACAGAGAGAGAGACAGGGAGAGGAAUAAAGAGAACCGAGAUAGGGACGGGAAUGGGAGGAGGCGCCGAUGAAACGCCACUCUUCUGAUCAUGUCUUUACAUUUUUGGUAUUUUCUACUGUAUAGUUAUCACUGCUAUCUUCUGUCAAGUGAAAAACAUUAAAGUGUUGAAUACUUUUUUUAAAUAUAA